GUUGUGGUCAGCGGCGUGAGCGGACCGCACACCUCUUCCAAUGGAUUACGAGGCCAAGGUUUUCCCUCAUAGCGGCGGAUACGGACGCUACAACCGACUGGCGGUGACGUUCAGCUGGUUCCCCAGCUUCGCCGUCAUGAUGAACCUGUUCAGCGACGUCUUUUACACCACCAUCCCGGACGCGUACCACUGCAAACCGGACCCGCGGCUCCUUCCGCCCGCUUUCCUGCUCACUAACUUAUCGAAGGCUGCUUACCUGAACCUGACCGUCCCCUGGGUCAACGGCACCGGCUUGAGCCACUGCGAGCUCUACAAGUACCCCCCGAACUCUUCGGACUUUUCCGAAGGCGUAGCCCGCGAGAGGGUGAGCUGCACCAAGGGCUGGGACUACGCUCCCGUCUCGGGGCUCCGGAGCAACUUCGUGACUGAGUGGAACCUGGUCUGCAGUGACUACUGGAAAAUUCCCUUCCAACACAUUUGCUUCAUGACAGGAUGGAUUCUGGGAUACAUCUUCAUCGGCUCUUUAUGCGACUGGCUAGGUCGUCGGCGAGGUUUUCUCCUGUCUGUCAGUCUGUCCAGUCUGUUUGGUGUGGCUGUGUGUUUGUCCAACAGUGCUGUGGCGUUUCUGCUGCUACGUCUCUCUCAGGGCGUCAUGCUAGCUGGGGUCUUUUUAUCCUCAUACAUAGCAAGGUUGGAGCUGUGUGACCCUCCCCGUCGUCUCAUGGUUGCCAUGGUCAGCGGCUUCUUCGCCAUCUUUGCAGAGCUGCUGUUGCCAGGCGUUGCUGUUCUGUGUCGUGAUUGGCCGGUUUUGCAGGCUGUUACCACGUUACCUCUGCUCGUGCUCAUUUCUUAUUGGUGCUGUGUGUCAUUGUUUCCCGAGUCACCGCGUUGGCUGCUGGCCACUGCUCAGAUCCCUCAGGUGAAGAGGAGCCUCCAGGAAUUCUCCACCAGAAAUGGUGUGUGUUUACCAGAUGAGCUCUUCCCAGGAGAAAUCUUGCUGUCAGAAAUUGAUUCAGUAUUCGAUGAAGAUUGCCAGCCGAGAUAUUACUCAAUUUUGGAGCUGCGUCGGACUAGGGUUAUCUGGAAGAACUGUCUCAUCCUUAGCUUCACUCUCCUGAUUGGAACAGGUAUCCAGUACUGCUUCACCAGAAACCUGCACAUGUCUUCCACCAACUUCUACUUUGGCUACUUUGUCAAAAUCGCCACAGGAACAUUGGCCUGCGUCUUCAUCUGCUUCACUGUAAACCAUUUCGGUCGACGUGGUAUGCUUCUGCUGUCCGCCAUCAUCACUGGACUGUCGUCGUUGCUUCUUCUGGCACUCACUCAGUACCUGCAAGGAGGCCUGGUGUUGGUGCUUUCUAUUGUGGGUCUGCUGUUUUCUCAAGCUCUUGCCAUGCUCAGUGUCUUCUUUGCCUGUGAGGUGAUGCCAACUGUUGUACGAGGCGGGUGCCUCGGCCUGGUGCUGGCAGCAGGCUGUGUCGGCAUGGCCGCCUCCUCCCUGAUGGAGCUCCAGAACAACGGAGGCUACUUCCUCCACCACGUGAUCUUCGCCUCUUUCGCCGUCCUCUCCGUGCUGUGCAUCAUGCUCCUGCCCGAGAGCAAGCGCAAGCCCCUGCCCGACUCGCUGAAGGAAGGGGAGAGCCAGCGCCGCCCGCCGCUCUUCGCGUCUCAGGUGGACAGGGUCCACCUGCCCUUACUGUGCCCCCGGCCCCAGCUCUCGGAAUACAAUCCUGACAACUACUCCCGCCUGGUCAGUGCCACCAGGAAGAUGUUGACCAACGACAGUUUGCCUUACAGGAUCGCAGUGCCGACUCAUCGCUUGCUGUCCGAUGGUGACGCCCAGGGACAGGAGCGUGAACCACUGACGGAAGCAUCGCAAGACUGAGUGGUCUCCAUUAAAGACCCCUUGUGUUCUAUUUAACACUUGAAGCCAUUUUCUUAUUAUGUAGGAGCAAAGUCAUUGAAAUGGGCAUAACAGCUUUGACCUGGAGUAUUUACUGUGGCUGAUUUGUGUGGCAGGGCCGCGCACAUGGUGAUGCUUGUGGGUGAGCAAUGGUUCAUUUGUUUGCGCUUUCAGCUGGGAAGCACAUUUAACCAAGUGCUGUCGAUCAUGUGAGCUGCAGCACUUUGUCAAUUUAUCAGCAACUCAUGCACUUCUCAUUAAGUGUGACAGCGUGACUCACCAGUGUCUCCAUUGCAGCUCACACUCCGUUUCCCAAAAGCAUCACAGUUUGGUAAAUAAGACUUUAUAAAAGUGCUUAAAUAGUUUUGGAAGCUUGGCCCAGUUCAAGUGGUUGUCUGGGAUUUUUGUGUUGUAUUUGUGGAACACACUAGAGGGCGCCAAAUAACGCAGUGUGAAGAAAGUCAGACAUUGUGUAAAAUCUCUUUAACGCUCCUAAACAUGUACAACAGGUGCUGCCACAUGUUGCUUACAUCAGAAUUAACAAUGUUAAAAUUAAAAUUUGUUUGUAUUUGGAAUUUAGAACAUUCUGAAAGACAAGAUCAGAUGUACAUCUUUUGAUAAUACCUCAGGACUUUCAGCCUCAGAAUUGGACCAGACUGGAUGAUACUUACUUCAAACCUCUGAUGUCUUUAAUAGGACGUCAUCUUGUCUGACUUAUCAUGCAGAAACACAUUUUGUACAGUAUAAGCCAAUGUACUUAUUUCACAGCUGGCACAAAAGCCUUCUAAAUGUACUUUUGACUGACUGGCCUUGUGAGCAAUUAUCAAGAGAAACUGUUUUUUAAAAUGCUAAUUUGUAAUAAUUUUUUUUCAAGCAAACUUUUCCAAAGAACAUUUUUGAGUUGUGUAUUUCUCUCCACUAGAUGGCGGGCUCCUUUUCAAAAUAGUACCAACUCACCUUUAUGUCUCAUGUUUUUAGGAGCGUUUGAUAGGGUGUGCAUUGGAUGACAUCAUCUCAUGGGAAAAGAAAUAAAACAGAUGAGCUUAAGAAGAGCAUAUUAUACUACUGAACACAAUAGCUAAUGUGAAGAAGCCCCUAUGAAGCGCUUAGCAAGAUGAGAAGGUGUGAAGAGUCUGUCAGUCGAAGGGCACAUAUGGACAAACAACUAUCCAUCCAUCCAUUUUCCGGGCUGAGAUUCGAACCAGAACCUCUCAACUGGGGGGCGCACGCUAACCAUGAGCUCACCUGUUGCUUCAAUAGCAACCCUUUUUCCAUUUGAGUUGUUAGUUUUAGCCAUGAGCAAAUGAGAUGGGAAAACAACACUAUUAGGGGAACUGCAUGUAGACUUAAAAGAGGUAUGGGUCUUAAUGGUCCAUAUUUCACUAGACAAGGUGAUUUUAUGAAUUUAUUUCCUCAGGAAAAUGAAAUAAAUAUCAAUACAUUUUGGAGCAAUAGGUAAAAAAAACAAAACCUUAUUGCUUGUUUGGAAUACCCCCUUUUCAUUGCCAAAAUCGACACGAAACACAAAAAUAUAGGGUUGAUUGUUAUGAUAUUUUCCGAGGUCAUAAAUAUGGAUGUCCACGUCAGAUUUGGUGACGAUUGGUUACAGUUUGGGCCCAUUAAGCCACAUAAAGCUUUUGGGCGGCAGACCAUUGUCAUCCGCCGUUAUGACAGUCCACCAAAAUCCGCGUCUGUCACACAAUGCCACCUCUAGAAACACCUGUGUCAUCCAUAUGAACUCUUUUCAAAGAUCGUAGAGCCAUUUGCGGCGCAAUCAAUACAAAAUUGGAGCAGACAAAAACCCGUUUAUCAAUUUGAAAAUGAAUCUGCAAGUAUUACCACAUAGGACAUCGUCUUCUUUCCUCAAGAAGGCAUUUCAGUGGUCAUUUUUUUAAAUAACAAGGCUUCUAACAUGCUUCACUAUCACUAUUUUCGGUCAAUAGUGUCUGUUUUUUUUCUGCAGAGAUCAUUUGUAACUCCAGCACUAUGGAAAAAGUACCAACAUUCGCAAGAUUAUAUUGUCC
Messenger RNA from Phycodurus eques (leafy seadragon), 3927 nucleotides. RefSeq names its product solute carrier family 22 member 31 (gene slc22a31). Gene Ontology annotation, cellular component: membrane. The transcript has 9 exons. NCBI's taxonomy places the organism in Eukaryota, Metazoa, Chordata, Actinopteri, Syngnathiformes, Syngnathidae. Gene Ontology annotation, molecular function: transmembrane transporter activity. Gene Ontology annotation, biological process: transmembrane transport. The record is from RefSeq and is a predicted model, not a curated record. The coding region runs from base 41 to 1885 and encodes 614 amino acids.